CAAUAUUAUACAAAAGUUAAUCAAUGAAAAGCGUCUCCGGUGACCGGUCAGCCUCAUUUGAAUUUUCAUUGCAUUUGCCGGUGUCCGUCCAAUUUUCAAAAUUAAUCCAAAAGUAUUAUCAAACAUAAAAUACAAUGUCAGUUCAAACCAUUUUACUGGAUUUUUCUUUGGAUCCAGCUCGCUUAGGUGAUGAAAGUGGUCAGAAAACAGUAUUUAGUCACCUGGAAACAGUGCUUAAAGAUUAUGUUCCUAAUCUUAUAUUAGCGGCCGAUAUUAAAAUAGAUGAUGGCUCUUUGAAACUAUUAACUGGUAAACGGGGUACAACGGUGUCCGUUAGAUUAUUUGAUCGAGGUCUAGUCACCGUAAAUAUUGAAUAUUAUAAGGAAGACUCUGAAGAACCAUUAAUCAACUUCAAGUCGACCAAGUUAUUGGAAAGCCAGCUGCAAAAAUACAUCACAGUCAUAAAAUCUCAGCCGUACCCAUCUAUAAAGCGUUGCUUAUUCAGCAAGUAUUACACCACUUCAGACGAACGACUGCUCGAGUACGAUAUCGAUGGCGUUGUCUUCGAUGAGCGCUCGCCCUUCCAGCGGGUGCAGGUUGUUCAUUCCAGAACAUUCGGGAACAUGCUGGUGCUGGAUGACCUGCAAAAUAUCUCAGAGGCUGACCUUAUUUACACUGAAACUUUGAUGCAGAGAGGAAAAGAGAGCUACGAGGGAAAAGAAAUUAUUAUUCUAGGUGGCGGCGACGGUGCUCUACUGUACGAGCUAUUGAAAGAGAAUCCCAAGUACGUGUGGAUGUUGGAGAUAGAUGAAGUCGUGAUGAAAGCCUGCAACAAGCACCUGCGGAGUAUCUGCGGAGACGUGCUCGAGAGGAGACAGGGUCGGAACUACGAGAUAAUAGUAGAGGACUGCAUGGUUACGAUAGACAAGCUGUGCUCCCAGAACCGCAAAGUGGAUUUUGUGUUUGGUGACCUCACCGACAUCCCGAUAUCCGAGUCCCCCGGCGGAGAGCUGUGGGAGUUCAUGAUCAACAUACUGGAUGCUGCCUUCAGGGUACUCAAACCGACGGGCAAGUUUAUGACCCAUGGCAACGGCGCGACCUCCCCCGCUUCACUUGAACUGUACGAGCGCGUGCUGAACGACAUGCAGCCAAAAGUUGCCUUCCAAAAAUGCAAGGCGUUCGUGCCAUCCUUCCUCGAAGACUGGAUCUUCUACCAGAUAGGUUUCCACGACCAGAAGUGAUGCUCCGCCGAUAGUAUUAAUCACACGGGUAUUUAUAUAAUUUGACCUUGAUUGUAUUAUUUCUGAUUCGGGCGCUCCAUAUUUAGUCGAAUGUGAAUAUUAUUUGUUUAAGGUUACAUACAUUUGUGAAAGAAAAAUAAAUACUAAUAUAUAUAUGAUUCUGUACAUUUCUUUAAUGUGAUAAUAAUUAUUAUUUUUUAAUCUAAAACGUCACAGCGACAGAAAUAACUAUAACAGAUCGCCUAAGCAGAAUAAAUUUUGAACACAUUUACAUAAUCACAAUUUUUAAUAAUUUCUCUUGAACAAUAAAUUUGAAUUUAGAAUAAUUAUAAAUCAGCAAAAUGUAUUACAAUUAUGUCACAAACAAUUCAGUGUCAUCUGAGACAAAAUAUUAGGAAAAUGUCUGUGUGUGGGCCGCCUUAUACUUGAUUAAUGUCUAACAUAGUCAAGGAUUGUCUUUCACUGUACAUGUAGUUGUUGAAGACAUUUAAUACCAAAACGACCAAGCCAAGAUGCAUUGUAGUAUUACUAGGUAUAGUUUAGGUUUAAGACUUAAGUGCAGCAUUCACUGUAGAACACUUAUUAGCUUGUUUUUUGUUCGACAAUAAAAUUAUUAGAAGACAU
This is a messenger RNA of Danaus plexippus (monarch butterfly), 1865 nucleotides long. RefSeq names its product spermine synthase (gene Sms). Gene Ontology annotation, biological process: spermine biosynthetic process. The record is from RefSeq and is a predicted model, not a curated record. The transcript has 7 exons. Lineage: Eukaryota; Metazoa; Arthropoda; Insecta; Lepidoptera; Nymphalidae. Gene Ontology annotation, molecular function: spermine synthase activity. Bases 135 to 1241 code for a protein of 368 amino acids.